Aspergillus mulundensis is the source of this 1932-nucleotide messenger RNA. Its product is annotated as putative MFS transporter. The coding region runs from base 1 to 1932 and encodes 643 amino acids. The transcript is spliced from 3 exons. NCBI's taxonomy places the organism in Eukaryota, Fungi, Ascomycota, Eurotiomycetes, Eurotiales, Aspergillaceae. Gene Ontology annotation, biological process: transmembrane transport. Gene Ontology annotation, molecular function: transmembrane transporter activity. The record is from RefSeq and is a predicted model, not a curated record.
AUGGCUCCAUCCGAAGGCGACAUGGCUGCUGAAACGGAGCAGCGACACGAAGGCUUAGACUCACAACAAUCAGAUAAGCGGUGGUGGAAACGGCUGUUUCAAUCUGAAAACUCCAGCUCGAGUACUGAGGACAUGGACUAUCGCCCAAAGGCGACCUUGGGUAUUCUUAGCGAUCGGGAAACCGACGAGGUGCCCGGUACCGUGCUCCUGCUAUCUUCCAACCGCAACGAACCGCUAGGAUUGAGGCAUCAGCCUCAGCGUACAUCAGCCUCAUCGCUUCCUGUUCCGUAUCCCCCAUCCAGAUCCUCUUCACGUGCCUCCGCGCCUCCAACAAAGAAGACCGCCAAUGGAAAGAUCGUCCUGAAUCCACAGCCGGACGAUUCACGAAAUGAUCCUCUCAACUGGCCGGUCUGGCGUCGGGAUGCCGCUCUGAUAUCUCUGGGCUUCUACUGCCUGAUGGGAGGUGGCAUGACGCCUAUCCUUGCCGCCGGCUUCAAACAGGUCUCGGAAGACUACGACGUUGAUACACAAAAGGUUGCAUACACUACAGGAUUAUACAUGUUGGGGCUGGGUAUUGGGUCGGUGAUCAUGUCGCCUACUGCAAUUCUGUGGGGAAAGCGUCCGGUCUAUUUGUUAGGCGCAACACUGUUCAUUAUCUCUGCGGUCUGGUGUGCAUUAUCCCCCAACUACCCGAGUCUCGUGGUGGCUCGCAUCUUUCAAGGCAUUGCAGUCAGCCCGGUCGAGUGUCUUCCGUCGGCGACAAUCGCGGAGAUCUACUUCUUGCACGAGAGGGCGUAUCGAGUUGGUAUCUAUACACUUCUCCUUCUUGGUGGUAAGAACCUCAUUCCACUGGUUAGCGCAGCCAUCAUCGAAAGCCUAGGCUGGCGCUGGGUGUUUUGGAUCGUCGCGAUCAUUGUUGGGGCGUGCCUCGCAUUGAUUUUCUUCUUCUUACCGGAGACAUUCUGGGAUCGUACCCCGCGACCACGUCGACACCACAAACGUCCCGAUUUUUAUCGAAGCGUGUCGGACAUGGUAUCGCAUGGACUCCAUCGAGGUCGCGGCAUCGAUGCUCGCCCCCAUGAAAUUUCUGAGGAUGCUCCGGAUGCCGCUUCUCACAAACGAAUCAAGAAGGGCCAUGUUGGAUUUGCCGACAACAGAUCCGAGACUGAGGACUUACAUCAGGAAAAACAAGAGCCAUUAGAAGGUUCAGACUCGAUGCAGAAGCCGAAUGGGCCAGAACAAAUCGCGGGCCCAUCUGUGGAGCAUUCUGCUCAUUCCGAAAAGCCGAGUGUCCCACCGCUAUCCACCGGCGACUCCGUCCCACGUCCAUCUGAUCUUGAAGCUGGAAGACUCACAUCGCGAUCGCCUGCACGAAGUGAAUCACUAGAGCCCACUGCAGGGUUAAGCUUGCCCGUGCAGUAUACCAAUCGGCUCCGUGAGCAGUCAGAUAUACCAUACACUUACUACCUGCGACCUUGGAAUGGACGGAUCUCGCAAGAUCGUUGGUUACGGGUGGCUAUCCGUCCGUUUAUCUUGUUUGCUUAUCCAGCGGUUCUGUGGUCAACCGUUGUUUAUGCGCUGUCAGUCGGAUGGCUCAUCGUCUUGUCGGAGCUCGUUUCCCACAUCUACCAAGAUAGUGAGACGUAUAACUUCACCUCUCUUCAAACCGGCCUGGUCUACGUCUCUCCGUUUGUUGGGGGCCUACUAGGGACAGCGGUCGCGGGUAAGAUAUCUGAUGUUAUUGUCCGUUACAUGACACGACGCAAUGGAGGGGUUUAUGAGCCGGAGUUCCGCCUUAUAAUGGCCAUUCCUAUCGCAUUAUCCACGACAAUAGGACUUAUGGGCUUUGGUUGGAGCGCGCAAGAGAAGGAUGCUUGGAUUGUCCCGACCAUAUUCUUCGGCCUUGGUGACGCUAAAUUGGAGCAAGAGUGA